Molecule: messenger RNA, 1150 nt
Organism: Pocillopora damicornis (cauliflower coral)
Lineage: Eukaryota; Metazoa; Cnidaria; Anthozoa; Scleractinia; Pocilloporidae
Product: glyoxalase domain-containing protein 5 homolog
Molecular function (GO): metal ion binding; lactoylglutathione lyase activity
Source: RefSeq, a predicted model, not a curated record
UCUUUCAGUGCGGGCGUUUUAUAAGGUCGAGUUGACAUUACAAGUUUACAAUCGUUUGUUCGACCAGCCACAUUAGAGUUAGAGUGUAUGUUGCGAGAUGCGGGCGGGGAAGGACGUGAAGAAUUUCUAAUUCCCCAUCUCCUUCCUUUGGACCGUCGCUCACCCCCUUGGUACAAAUUUCUUUCUCUCCCUAGCCUCCCACUGCUGUAUUUAUCAAAGAUGGCAGCUGUAAUUUUCACGAAGAAAAUACUGAGCAAUCACUUGCCAAAAUUACGGCUGCUCUGCAGACUACAUCAGAAAGGCAAUACUCCCCAAUUUCCAGAUUUGGAUCCACGAUGCAAGCAGUUUUCCAUCUCACAUAUUGAUCAUAUCGUGCUAACAGUUGAAAAUGUAGAGGCUACAGUACAAUUCUACACCCAGGCUCUUGGGAUGGAUGAGGUUACAUUUGGUCAAGGUAGGAAAGCUCUUGGAUUUGGAAAUCAGAAAUUCAAUUUGCAUCAAAAAGGGAAGGAGUUUGAACCAAAAGCUGCAAAUCCAACACCUGGUUCAAUUGAUAUUUGCCUUAUCACAAACACACCAAUAUCAAGUGUUAUCACACACCUGAGGAGUCUAGAUAUAAAGAUUGAGGAAGGACCUGUUCAGAGGACUGGUGCCCAAGGACCAAUUACUUCCAUUUACCUUAGGGAUCCUGAUAGAAACCUCAUCGAGGUGUCUAAUUACAAUGAUAAUCAUUGAGCAGAUAGGCAAGGAUUCUUAGAAAUAAAAAUACAGACUUUAAUGGGCUUUGUCUUUACAGAAUAUGUACUUAUUGACUAAGUGGGAGGGCUGGAAAAUAUUUGGCUUGAGGUUGCGACAUAUGAACCAUGCUGUGCUCAGUCAGUGCUUCAUGACUGAGAGCCAAAUAUUUCCCAGUCCAGCCUGACACAACUCAGUCAAUAGGCAAAUUGUCAUAUGACCACUUUGAAAAUUUUGUUUCAACUUAAAAAGGACAAGGUAGACAGACACACAUGAGACAACCACAAAGGAGAUUCAUAGAUUGUAUUUGAAGCAGUUGUUUAAAGUGCCAAUUGCAACAUUGAUAAUGCAUGACACUUUAUCUGAAAGUUUUUUGAUGAGUGAAAUAAAACAUAAAAAAUUGAGAGAUAUAUAC